Molecule: messenger RNA, 648 nt
Organism: Gregarina niphandrodes
Lineage: Eukaryota; Apicomplexa; Conoidasida; Eugregarinorida; Gregarinidae
Product: tubulin-binding cofactor C
Exons: 2
Coding region: 1-648 (215 amino acids)
Biological process (GO): tubulin complex assembly; post-chaperonin tubulin folding pathway
Cellular component (GO): cytoplasm
Source: RefSeq, a predicted model, not a curated record
AUGAGUUACAAAGAUGCACAAAGCAUUAUAGACGCUCUGAACAACUUGCUUACGAAGGAGGCUGAGUCAAAGGAAGCUGGACCAUCCUUUGUCGAAGACCCGGUCCCCAAGGUGCCAGACUCCCGAACAAAGGAGUCCGAUAAAAGUGUUACAUUUGUGCAUGAAGAAGUGGAACUGUCGGAUGUCCCUCGGGACCUGGUGUGUCUAAACAGCAGGAAUUCUACCGUAGUGGUUUUGGGAAAUGUUGAAACGCUGAGAUUGGCCGACUGUUCGGAUUGCACCUUUGUAGCUCCUUGUGUCAGACGUUCUGUGGUGCUUGAGCGCUGCGACCGAAUGAAGUUGUACAUCGUUUGCCAACAACUGCGAGUGCACAAGUCGAACAACUGUUUGAUACGCGGGUACGUGGCGGUUGCUCCCUUGUUCGAAAUGGUCACUCACAUCCAGCUGGGCAGCUGGAAGACGGGACCCUCCCUCAAUCUCGGAAGAAGCGUCGAGGUAAAAGGCCUCGCUGAGAGCACAGAGGGCCUAACGAUAGAUCCCUAUAAACCAUCCGCGAUCAAUUCGGAUGACCCCGGAGAUAUGCUAGAAUUCGAAAUACUCGACGACCCAGACCCGCAGUCCGCAACAGUGACGAUAUUGUCUGAUUAA